AUGCGGUCGGUGCGGAGCGCUGGACCGUCGUGCACCAUCAGCAUCCUCCUCAUCGUCUACAAGACAAAAGAAAUGGCCAGACCCGAGGAGCGCAGGACGCGCCCGCUUUCAGGAGACGGUGAGCUGAGUUUGAGUAGAUCCCUGGUUAAUAGUUCCGAUAAGAUCAUUCGGAAAGGUGGCUCUUCAAUCUUCCAGCACUCCGUAGAAGGUUGGAGAAUCAAUUCUACUUUGGUCCUGGAGAUCAGGAAGAACAUACUCCGGUUCCUGGAUGCGGAAAGAGAUGUCUCCGUGGUGAAGAGCAGUUUCAAGCCGGGAGAUGUGAUCCACUAUGUGCUGGAUCGACGCCGCACCCUCAACAUUUCUCAGGACUUACACAGCCUCCUCCCCGAGGUCUCCCCGAUGAAAAACCGGCGCUUCAAAACCUGCGCCGUGGUUGGAAACUCUGGCAUUCUGCUGGAGAGCGAAUGCGGCAAAGAGAUUGACAAGCACGACUUUGUCAUCAGGUGCAAUCUAGCUCCUGUGGUGGAGUUUGCUGCCGAUGUGGGAACUAAAUCUGAUUUUAUUACCAUGAAUCCAUCAGUUGUACAAAGAGCGUUUGGAGGCUUUCGGAAUGAAAGUGACAGAGAAAAAUUUGUGCAUAGACUAUCCAUGCUGAAUGACAGUGUCCUUUGGAUCCCUGCUUUCAUGGUCAAAGGCGGAGAGAAGCAUGUGGAGUGGGUUAAUGCCUUAAUCCUUAAGAAUAAAUUGAAAGUGCGAACUGCCUAUCCAUCACUGAGACUUAUUCAUGCUGUCAGAGGUUACUGGCUGACCAACAGGGUUCACAUCAAAAGACCCAGCACAGGCCUCCUCAUGUACACCCUGGCCACAAGAUUCUGUGACGAAAUUCACUUGUACGGAUUCUGGCCCUUCCCGAAGGAUUUAAAUGGGAAAGCAGUCAAAUACCAUUACUAUGACGACCUCAAAUACAGGUACUUUUCCAACGCCAGCCCCCAUCGGAUGCCACUGGAGUUUAAAACAUUAAACGUGUUGCACAACAAAGGAGCGCUCAGAUUAACAACAGGAAAAUGCGAACAGCAAUAAGUCCAUCCGAAAGGCUCCUCCCCGACACAACUUAACCCUCCAGUUGUUGGAAUGGAAGUGGGAUUCCAAAAGAGGAAAGAUUCCCUUACCCGUUAAGUCACUGGGGGACAAAAAAGAGGAAGUUGACGAGAAAUCUACUAUCAGCCGAUGACCUACUUGUAAACGUAGGCAUUUCUGACUGCGAGGAAUUGCCAGUUUAAGAACCCAGCUUGAAUGUAUAAUCAGUAGUGUUUACAAGACCCGACAGAAAUUCGCCAUAGAGAGAAGCCGAUGUAUUCCUCUGGAACUCCACACCUACAACCAAUCGUUCGGAGGGGAGUCCGAGAAGAAACUGGUUUCCUUGUGGGCGAUCAAAUCACUGUUGUCCGGAAAACCCACGACGGAAAGAGUUUAAGCAACAGAAUGCAUAAGAUCGAACAACUCAAGCAAAUGCCUUCAGUCAGGAGAUGGUGUCUGAUCUUAUAUUAUAACCUCAUGUUUCGAUUUUUGUUAUUGCUGUCUUUUGGUUUCUAUUUGGUCUGGGGAUUGGAAAUAUGAACAGGAACACGUAAAUGAUCAAAGAAUCGCUUUUGAUGUUCAUAUCUGGGAAAAAAAGUCAUUCAAACAUCUCUCAUAAUGCACAAGAGGACAUCGCCAAAGUAUUUUUGGAUGAUGUGGUAAAUUGCCCACUAAAUGAUGGGAUUCAGUCACCUGGAGCCUUUCUUUAAGAAAGAUCUAUCUGUUCCAUGCCAUCAAGGAAAGUGAAAAGUGAAUGAAAAGGUGCCCUUAUUUUUGGUACCAAAGAUUACACUGUUUUUUGUUUUUGCUUUUUUUAACACAAGAAACUUUUCUCUCUCCACUGAAGUGAUAUGUCCUUUUGGUAAUGUGAUGUUUGACUGCCCGGUUGAAAGUAGUCCCUGAGAGAUUUAUUUUAGUUCCAAAAACUAGUAUUUUGUUAAAUUUUGGUUGGAAUAAAAAACAGCAUCUCUCAACUUUGAAUUUACUAAGACUCGGCUGACACAUUCGGGCUUUAAGAGGUCUUGAACUGAAACUUGGACUGGUGGUUUAAAAUUUCUCUUUCUAUUUGAAUGCGGAGAUUGGUUCGAUGUUUAAGGGGUUUUUCAAUUUUGUGUUUAGUAAAAGAGAUAAUAGACUCUCUGGAGAGUGUUCAUUUCCUAGCAGAGGAGGGUCGUUUGGGGAAGCAAGUUGAAAAGGAAUUUACACAUCAGAAUUUCACACUUCAAAGGAACUAAAGUCACCUAGAAUAUUCAGCGGGUCAAUUCGGUUGUAAUCUUGCUUUUGUAAAGGUGAAAUGAAUGAGAAGAAAGCCAACUGAAACCAUAAAUUAAAUGAGACACUUUAAUAGGUUGGGCAAUAUAUGAUUUUUUGGUAGCAAAUUCUGUGCUUAAGUAAUAUAGGCCAAAUUCCAUUUUAAAGUAUUACUCUGGAAUGACAAAUAAGAAUCCCUUCACCGAUCACUCUGCCUUUUCUUCCAAGAGGGAAACCUAAGGGCAGACAUGGCAAAUUAGUAGUGAAAUCCAGGUUCCCCAAGCCAGGCCAUAAAAAAUCUCCUCUGGAAGAGGAGAGCAGAGAAGCAUUACCCACUACUAUUCUGCCAGGGAGGUGUUCAAAGCCAGGAAUCAAGAAUGAGGGGGGUCAGAUCUCAGCUUGGGUCCCCUUCCCAUUUGGGAGGAGGGCUGCUAUUUGGACAGUCCCCAUGUCUUGAGUGGGCAAGGAAAAAAAGUAUUUUUCAAGGGAAAUGGAUCUCUUGUACAUCUGAGCUCUUUCCUCCCUGAAAAUCGUGUCUGAUGACAACCGUGGCUCGGAAGAGGGUCGCAGACUUGAAACAAUAAAGGCCAUCUCAUCUAAUAAUCAGAAGGGAAAACGGGCUGAAGAGCAAUAUUCUGGGUCGUUCAUAGCUAAAUUGAGGUGGCCCAAGUCCAAAAAUCCAUCUAAGUUGAUGAAAUUAUUGAGCAACAUUGAAAAGCUGGGGAAGGUAGCAGCAUAUUGAAGAUCUAUUUGGAGUAGCCACCAUCAGACAACCAUUCAUAGAGCAGGACCUCACUUCGGAUGGUAUAGUUCUGGGGCAAAUUCUCCCGGAAGAUUAAUGAAUUUGGGGAACUAUCGAACACAGUCAGCCAAUCAAUGAUAUUUAUUGAACACUUAUAUUGUGUACAGAGCACUGUACUAUAAUACUUAAUGAGCAGGAUAUGUUAAAUGGUUCAAGGUAGAGUUUAAGAUCAGAGAAAGAACGGGGUCUUCAAAGCAGAUGGGCAGUGAUCAAUGUAAAUUUAUUUCUUCUAAUAAGCACCCAUGUCAGUAAGCACUGGUGUCACUGAACGCUGAUGUCCAUCUGCGAGUUCUAUUGUACUCUACCAAGCGCUUAGUACAGUGCUCCGCACACAGUAAGCACUCAAUAAAUACGACUGACCUACUGACUGAGAGCAUGACGAACUAAAUACCAUACGACUUCUUCCCCCGCUUUACUAUUCCAUAGAAUCUGUGUGAUCUCUGAAUCUGUUUCCCGACUGAAAUUAUCCUCUCGUCGAAAGAGUAGCUAUCAAAAAGGGUUUCGGCGUGGGAGGAAACAGCUUCUGUUCAUCUCAGGGAGCUUGCAAUUCUCCAGUGUUAAUUCUGUUCUAGGUCCAUAAAGCUCUCACUAUGCUAGACCAGUUCAUAUGCUAACAAACAGCUACCCCGCUCCCUCUCCCAGUUCCACUGUCUACGCACUGUUUUAGGACUAAUUUAGGAGGAGCGUGAAGAGGAGAAAUCAUUCACAAUUAGCUCCAAGAAAGAAUACCGCAGGCGAGUAAAGUGCUCCCAAAUGUUUCGCUCGAUGGUUGACGUUAUAUGAGCAUCUACCGUGUGCAGAGCACUGUACCCAGCGCUUGGGUACAAUGGAGAUGAAAGACAUGACCCCCACCUUCAAGGAGGUGGUAUCUUAAGUGUCUCUGGAGGCAGUUGGAGAUAUUUCACAGCUGCAACCCACUUCCACGUUCCGGCUUUAAACUAGCCCGAGAAAGUUGGGGGCCGUGGGAACUCCUCUCGAGAAGACUGUUUCGGGACUGUCGACCAGAGAUACACCCAGUACACUCUCACCUCUAGUUCCCGGGCACUCUAGGGCUAAAACUAACAUGGGUAAACAUAAACCGAGGAAGCAGUGCCCUGAUUUAAUGACCUGUAAUUCUCUGAGGGGAAUCCUGAGUGAAUGAAACCCAGAAUUCGAUUCCAACAGACUGGAGAGGACAGGUCUGACGGGACAGAGUGUGAUACCCGGUGUGAAAGUGUAUAUCAAUCACUAAAGGAAAGUUCUUCCUAGGAGCUUAGAAAAGGAAAUCUGCUGAGCCGAGUUCUUCCAACAGGCCUUGCCUCUUACUACAUCUUCAGAAGACAGAGCAAGGGAAGUCAGGGGUCAAAGAGAUUUGUUUGCAUUGGAGGUAAUUCGUCAUCAAUGCACAUGAUUUCCCACUUGGUCCUUUAAAGACUAGCUCUCAGAUGCUCUUAGGCCAGAAUUUCAGACCCACCCAAGGAACAGGGUCGAAGAUAUGUAAAAUUAUUGAAUGUUGCAGUUUUAGCUUUGAACAGUUUCGUCAUUGUCAUGAUCCCUAUCUACUUGCCAAAUGUUUUCCAGAAUGGGUAAGUUAGGAUAAGUGUAGAUGUAUUAGGAAGAAACUUUGGAUAAAACCCAGGAAUAUCUUUUACAAAUCAAUCUUGAGAUGGUCCACUUGUUUAAAAUGGCAUUUUCCCAUCAUAGAUUUGCUUUUUAAGUCUCAUUUAAAUGACACUUUUUUUGGAGUAUUGUUUCUUUGUGUAGACAAAAGCACAAGUGUUUAAAUGUGUAGAACAGGAGAAAAAGUUUACAGAGAACAGCAGUGCAGCCCAGUUAUUCUGUCUGCUGGCCACCCGCAAUUCCAUUUGUAGGUUUGAAGAAUUAAGGUGUAUUCUGUCCAGGUUUGUCUUGUUUGACACUGUUUUUAAAUAUUAUUUUAUGUACAGCAUUUAAAUUUCAUUGUUUUAUCAUUUGUACAAGUGUAAAAUUAAAUCCUUUUUUCUGUUUUCUGA
Messenger RNA from Ornithorhynchus anatinus (platypus), 5121 nucleotides. RefSeq names its product ST8 alpha-N-acetyl-neuraminide alpha-2,8-sialyltransferase 4 (gene ST8SIA4). The coding region runs from base 1 to 1080 and encodes 359 amino acids. The record is from RefSeq and is a predicted model, not a curated record. Gene Ontology annotation, molecular function: alpha-N-acetylneuraminate alpha-2,8-sialyltransferase activity. Gene Ontology annotation, biological process: oligosaccharide metabolic process; N-glycan processing. Lineage: Eukaryota; Metazoa; Chordata; Mammalia; Monotremata; Ornithorhynchidae. The transcript is spliced from 6 exons.